GGGGAUCUCCCUUGAUCGACACAGUCAACCAAUAUGGAGAACGGAGAAAGUAGUACUCGGAUCCCUCAAAAUCGGAUAGAUAUGACUGCUGGCAAAAGAAAAAUAGGGAGACCUUCGGUGCCAAGCAAUAUCAAAAGGCAGAGAAGAUUGGAGAGGCAGAAGGACUACCGAACUCAUCAUAAAGCUCUAUUGUUGGAGUUGGAAGUACACGACCGAUGGCUCGCGCUCGCCAAGCGAAUGCAUGUUGCUCCCCGUGAUCUGGCCGUGGUGCUGCUGGAUGCGGCGGAAGGCUCUAAUCUCCUCGGGCUCGAUUCAAAACCAGGCUCAUCAGAAAUCAGACCAGAACAGACCUCAUUGGCCACCCAGCAAUCAGAUGUUUCUUUGCCGUCAGCUUCCGUGGAUCCUGAAAUGAGACACGUUUCAUCACAUUCUGACCCUCUUAUGAGUUCAACCCCUGCCACCUUCCCACCUCUUCCUGACAGGAAUUCUGCUGAAUCAAGCUGUGGAGCAGUGUGCAUGUCUUCCGUACCAGGUGUUGAAUCCUUACAAGGCACUCCAACUGUGGUUCCAAGAAUAAUCCUAUCAAACAUCAUGCCAAAGCUGGAGGGCUAUGAGUUCUGGGAGAAAACCCUGGGCAAACCUCGCUUCAUCGUCGCUCCUAUGGUGGAACAGAGUGAGCUACCAUGGCGAAUAUUGAGCAGACGACACAAGGCAGAAUUAUGCUACACACCCAUGUUCCAUUCCUCCGUCUUCACGAAAAACCCGCGCUACAGGAAAGAAGCGUUGGCAUCGUGUGAGGAAGACAGCCCCCUCAUUGUUCAGUUCUGUGGCAAUAAUCCAGAGGUGUUUUUAGAAGCUGCCAUGCUAGCUCAGGAUCACUGUGAUGCCAUCGAUCUCAACCUAGGAUGUCCACAGUCCAUUGCAAAGAGAGGUCAGUAUGGAGCGUAUCUUCAGGACAAAUGGGAACUGAUCAGUAAAAUAGUGAGCCUUGCCCACGAGAAGCUUUCAGUACCCAUCACGUGCAAGAUCCGCAUCUUCCCGAGCGUGGAGAAGACAGUGCGCUAUGCUCAGAUGCUUGAGAAGGCUGGCUGUCAACUGCUCACGGUCCACGGGAGGACAAGGGACAUGAGAGGGCCCGUGACGGGAAUGGCUGAUUGGUCUGCCAUCAAGGCCGUCAAAGCUGCCGUCAAGAUCCCUGUCUUUGCCAACGGCAACAUCCAGUCCCUCCAGGACGUGCAUCGAUGCAUGGAGGAGACGGGCGUGGACGGGGUGAUGACUGCCGAGGGGAACCUCCACAACCCCGCCCUCUUUGAAGGAACCCACCCCAAGGUCUGGGACAUCACUGAUGAAUACAUUGACCUUGUCAAGACCUACCCUACUCCACUUUCUGCUGUCAGAGCACAUCUCUUUAAAAUCUUGCAUCACAGCCUGAUGGUUCACAUUGAUCUGAGGAUAGACCUUGCCAGGGCAAAGUCAAUAGGUGACUGUGAGGAGAUCUGCAAAACACUCCGGGGUCGCUGUGAGGAAGAUGCUGCCAAGCCUGAUGCUCCUACGAAACCAGAAGACGGCAAGCUGCCCCAUUGGCUCUGCCAGCCUUAUUUCAGGCCCAGUCCAAAAGAGGCUGAGGCUAAGCGGGCAGAGAAGAAUCGAAAGCGCCCUCUCUCGAUGAUCAUCGACGAUUUGAACAACGAAGGCCUGUCAAAGAGUCAGAUUAAGAAGAGAGUGCGCAAUCCCAGCGUUAUAUUCCAUAGACCAGUCAGGCAGUACGAGAAGUGUGCUAAGUGUCCCAAUCCCAGGGGUCUAAAGUGUGUGUUCAGUGAAUGUAGAGCUUGCUGUAAACAUACAGCACAUAAAGCAGUAGCCGAUUGUCCUGGCCACCACUUGCUCUUCGCAACCAAGAAGCUCAAGUCAGAUCGGUGGGAGGCAGAGCAGAGAGAGAAGGGCUUGCUGACGGCUACAACCGCCGCUGGCAAUGCUUUAAACCUUGACACAGAGGGCAGCAAUGCUGAACAGGCAGGGACGACGAAGCAGCUAGAUUCCGGCUAAAUCACGGGAGAAUUGAAGUAGUGUGCGCUGACCUUUGCGCUGACUUUUGACCUAUUGCCUUGAGAUUGCAGACUUAUAGAUAUUUAUACUUCAGAUUCAGGGAUAUAUAUGAGCGACGAAACGUGUGGCUGUGGACUCUAAAACAUUUGCAAUCUAAAUUAUGAAAGAGUUUCUUCACGAUGGUUGUAAUACUGGUUUAAAGUUCUUAUGUCACAUCCAAAAAGUAAAGAUAACCUGUAACAGUUUUGAUGUCUAGAGUUUAUACUGACAAUUCACGUCUGAGGAAGAUGUCUGAACUCUAGACAUCGAAAGUGUUAGAUGUAAUUUUUACUUUUGGAUGUAAUGUAAGAACUUCAAACCGGUAUUAGUCGGACUAUAUACGAAAUUAUAGAGCAUGGCUAUAGAUUAUAUUGAGGUGUUCAUGCUACCGAAAAUGAAGAUAAUGCAGAAUGGAUCAUGUCUCUAGGGUAACAUUUUCCAAAGAAUGACCUUGUAACGUUUUGAUUGAACAGUCUCCUGCUUACUUUACUAUCCAAUAGUGAUCAUGACUGAAAAAAAGAAGAAAUUUUAAAUUGUAUAAACAUUUGAUUGCGAAUCCUGCUGCUCACUAUACGAUCCAACACUGAUCUUGACUUUGAAAAAAAAAAAGUAAUGUUGGAAAUGUAAUUUCAACAUUAUGAAUUCUUACUGAUUGAUAUUCCUAUUGGUUGUACUAUUAGCAAACUCGACAUUGCAUGAUGUAGGACAGUUAUGACUAUGAGUGGUCUAAUGUCACUACGAUUUGCUGCUUAUAAAUCAGGCAUUUCUUUGCAUAAUGGAAAGCCCACUGUAUGCUGCAUGACUUUGCUAAUCAUUACAGUGAGGAACCUAAAUCAGGAAGACUUUUUUUUCAAAGUCGUAACUAAUGAUAGUGCCACGAUUCAGGAAGUGGACCACAGUCCUAUUGUACAGUGAGCACUGGGGUCAAGUACAAACAAUUAACAUUUUCACUCUGUGUUGUAUCUUAAAUUAUCCAAUUAUAUCUUUUAUGUAGAAAAUUGAUAUUUAGCAAAAAAAAAUUCUUCACAAUUCUAUGACAACAACUGUACAAUGUUCUCUACUUUGAACCUCUGCAGCAUGGAGACCUUCUGUAACCACUGACUUUAAAUGGUCAUAGUACAUGUAGUGGGUUAUUAUAGGGAAUUUGACACCAUUCUGGUGUUUACCAAUUAACAGGUGUUGUGACUCACAAAGAUUGGACUUCACUUUAUUGACAAGUCUUGUGUAAUGCACUGUGCCCUAGCCUACCACCUUAAAGAUUUGUCAUCAUGAUAUUACAUUUCCCUUACCCUUGAGAUACGAAGGCAUGUCAGAGUAUUUUUAUGUUGCGACAACGGGUUUGCUGCUUCAGAGCCCUUUGCAUGCACAUAAACAUUAUUUGGUAAUUUAACCCAAUCUGGUGUCGGUGAAUUAUGAUGCAACACACAUGGACACUGACUAAUAUGUGGUGUUAAUACUGUCUGGAUCAUGGUCAUGCUUUACUGAGUGAAGCCAAAAUGUUUAUACGUUAGGAUGAUCAAAAUAUGUGAAACCCAUGGGGAGAUCUGUUGCAUGUUCAAACCGUCUAUGUGUGAACCAUGUGUGUCUUUUGGCUCAUAUUUAAAAUGGAGAUGUAACCAUCAUUAAGAUGAAAAAUGGUUGACAGCAAAUGAAAAAUGUUUCUGACAAUCGAAAUCAAAAUCUCAUAAUUCAAAAUAGCUAGUAUCAUAUGUGGCCUGUAAGAUGGAUGAAAUAUGAGCCACUUGCAUUGAAGAUUGAUACCCCAGUUCUCUUUCUAGUUAUAAACACUAAAUUGAGUUGUGCUGUUACAUCUCAUUUAUUUUGAUUUCUGUAUAACCGUCAUGUAAAACCUGGCGGUGAAAGUUUAACCAAAAAUAUAAUGUACUAAUAAAAUUCAAUUACCGGUAUGUAGGACUUGACCCAAAGUAGCAGACAGUUCUUGCAGAAAAACCACCCAACAUUUUAGUACUUUUUCAAUACUACUGUCUGCCAUAGUGGCUUCAGUCUCAUAUGAUCCAAAUUGAAUUUAAAUGUUUAUUAUAAUGGUCAGUCAUACCUAAGCAAAAUAAUGGGGUUUGGUGUGUUGGGGUUGGUAAACUGACGGUUAAACGUUUUAAUACCACACUAAAUCUACCACACUAAAUCAUCUUUUAAUCUGCUAGGCACCUUUGCUUAGUUUUUACAAUAUGCACAGAUGACAGCAAUUUUGUAUAAUAGCGACAAUGUCUUUUAAUUCUUUUAAUCAUGUACAAUGUUUGAAGUUUUAUACAAUACACUACCAUAAAAA
This is a messenger RNA of Strongylocentrotus purpuratus (purple sea urchin), 4372 nucleotides long. RefSeq names its product tRNA-dihydrouridine(16/17) synthase [NAD(P)(+)]-like. Gene Ontology annotation, molecular function: flavin adenine dinucleotide binding; tRNA dihydrouridine synthase activity. The transcript is spliced from 13 exons. Bases 34 to 2046 code for a protein of 670 amino acids. NCBI's taxonomy places the organism in Eukaryota, Metazoa, Echinodermata, Echinoidea, Camarodonta, Strongylocentrotidae. The record is from RefSeq and is a predicted model, not a curated record. Gene Ontology annotation, biological process: tRNA processing.